CAAACCAGGAGAGAGGGGGGAGGAGUGAACAGGAGCCGCCCCGGCUUUGGGCAGAUAACCCCGCUCAGCGCUAGCCGCCCAGCCUGGACACGGCGGGCCCGGGCGCUCCCCGACCCCCUCCUCCCGGUUCCCAGGGGGCCCCCGGGCGGGGGCGGCAGCUGGGGUGGCCCGGCCUGGGUGGUCCCGCGCGCCCCCCAAGGCGCCGUUGCCUAGCAGCGGAUCCGGCCCGGGGCUGCGGUCAUUCGCAGGCAGCGCAGCCAAUGGGAGGGCGGCCCCCGCCCGCUCCCUUUUUCUGGGGCCGCUUGGUUCGCCACCUCUAGCCGCCCGCAGCUCGGCAGCCUGCACCGCGCCGCCCCCUCGCAGCCCGCCCGGCUCACGGCUCCCACCCACGCCCGGCGCCUAUGGGGGCGCCCAGAUAACGCGGGCUUGGGGCGCCCACGGCCCCCACCCCCGCCUGCAUGGUGGGGCCUCCGCCCCAGGGGGAGCCGCCCCGGGGCCGCCCGGCUCCAGCGCGCCCCGCUGCGCCACAGAUACUGGGCGGGAGCCUGAAGGCUCCGCUCUGGCUUCGAGCUUACUUCCAGGGCCUGCUCUUCUCUCUGGGCUGCGGGAUCCAGAGACACUGUGGCAAAGUGCUCUUCCUGGGACUGCUGGCCUUGGGGGCCCUGGCCCUGGGCCUCCGCGUGGCUGUCAUUGAGACGGACCUAGAGCAGCUCUGGGUGGAAGUUGGCAGCCAGGUGAGCCAAGAGCUACGCUACACCAAGGAGAAGCUGGGAGAAGAGGCUGCGUACACCUCCCAGAUGUUGAUACAGACCCCACGACAGGAGGGGGAGAAUGUCCUCACACCUGAGGCUCUCGGCCUCCACCUCCAGGCAGCCCUCACUGCUAGUAAAGUGCAAGUAUCACUCUAUGGAAAAUCCUGGGAUCUAAACAAAAUCUGCUACAAGUCAGGAGUGCCCCUCAUUGAAAACGGAAUGAUUGAGCGGAUGAUUGAGAAGCUGUUUCCAUGUGUGAUCCUCACCCCCCUCGACUGCUUCUGGGAGGGAGCCAAACUCCAAGGGGGCUCCGCCUACUUACCGGGUCGGCCUGACAUCCAGUGGACCAACCUGGACCCGGAGCAGCUGCUAGAGGAGCUGGGCCCCUUCGCCUCCCUUGAGGGCUUCCGAGAGCUGCUCGACAAGGCACAGGUGGGCCAGGCCUACGUGGGGAGGCCCUGUCUGCACCCGGAUGACCUUCACUGCCCUCCUAGCGCCCCUAAUCACCACAGCAGGCAGGCUCCCAAUGUGGCUCAGGAGCUGGAUGGAGGCUGCCAUGGCUUCUCUCACAAGUUCAUGCAUUGGCAGGAGGAGUUGCUGCUGGGAGGCAUGACCAGAGACCCCCAGGGACAGCUACUAAGGGCAGAGGCUCUGCAAACCACCUUCCUGCUGAUGAGUCCCCGGCAGCUGUAUGAGCAUUUCCGGGGAGACUACCAGACACACGACAUCGGCUGGAGUGAGGAGCAGGCUGCCACCGUGCUGCAGGCCUGGCAGCGGCGCUUUGUGCAGCUGGCCCAGGAGGUCUUGCCUACAAACGCAUCCCAGCAGGUCCACGCCUUCUCCUCCACCACCCUGGACGACAUCCUGCAUGCCUUCUCUGAAGUCAGUGUUACGCGCGUGGUGGGAGGCUAUCUGCUCAUGCUGGCCUAUGCCUGUGUGACGAUGCUGAGGUGGGACUGUGCCCAGUCUCAGGGUGCUGUGGGCCUUGCAGGGGUGCUGCUGGUUGCCCUGGCAGUAGCCUCUGGCCUUGGACUCUGUGCCUUGCUUGACAUUGCCUUCAAUGCUGCCACUACCCAGGUGCUGCCCUUCUUGGCACUGGGCAUCGGUGUAGAUGACAUUUUCCUGCUGGCACAUGCUUUCACAGAGGUGCCAUCUGGCACCCCUCUCCAGGAGCACACAGGCGCAUGUCUGCAGCGUACGGGCACCAGCGUGGCACUCACAUCCAUCAACAACAUGGUUGCCUUCUUCAUGGCUGCCCUGGUGCCCAUCCCUGCACUGCGGGCCUUCUCCUUGCAGGCAGCCAUUGUGGUCAGCUGCACCUUCGCUGUUGUGAUGCUUGUCUUCCCAGCAGUCCUCAGUCUAGACCUGCACCGACGCCACUCCCAGCGCCUGGAUGUACUCUGCUGCUUCUCCAGCCCCUGCUCUGCUCGGGUGAUUCAGAUUCUACCCCAGGAGCUGGGAGACAGGACGGUCCCAGUGGGCAUCACCCGCCUGACAGCCACAGUUCAAGCCUUUGCCCACUGUGAAGCCAGCAGCCAGCAUGUGGUCACCAUUCUGCCUCCCCAAACCCACCUGGUGUCCCCACCAUCUGACCCACUGGGCUCUGAGCUCUUCAUCCCAGGAGGCUCCACGCGGGACCUUCUAGGCCAGGAGGAGGGGACAAGGCAGAAGAUAGCCCACAGGUCCCCACCCUGUGCCUGCUGGAAUCUUGCCCGUUUCGCCCGCUAUCAGUUUGCACCGUUACUGCUUCAGUCACAUACCAAGGCUUUGGUGCUGGUGCUCUUUGGGGCUCUGCUUGGCCUGAGCCUCUAUGGAGCCACACUGGUGCAGGAUGGGCUGGCCCUGACAGACGUGGUGCCUCGGGGCACCAAGGAACAUGCCUUCCUGAGCGCCCAGCUCAGGUACUUCUCCCUGUAUGAGGUGGCCCUGGUGACACAGGGUGGCUUUGACUACGCCCACUCCCAACGCGCCCUCUUUGAUCUGCACCAGCGCUUCAGCUCCCUCAAGGCCGUGUUGCCCCCACCCACCUCCCAGCCGCCCCGCACCUGGCUGCACUAUUACCGCAACUGGCUACAGGGAAUCCAGGCUGCCUUUGACCAGGACUGGGCUGCAGGCCGCAUUACCCGCCACUCCUACCGCAAUGCCUCUGAGGAUGGGGCGCUGGCCUAUAAGCUGCUCAUCCAGACGGGGGACACCCAGGAGCCACUGGACUUCAGCCAGCUGCCCACAAGGAAGCUGGUAGACACAGAGGGGCUGAUCCCGCCAGAGCUUUUCUACUCGGGGCUGACCGUGUGGGUGAACAGUGAUCCCCUGGGCCUGGCAGCCUCACAAGCCAACUUCUACCCCCCACCUCCCGAGUGGCUACAUGACAAAUACGACACCACCGGAGAGAACCUCCGCAUCCCAGCGGCCCAGCCCCUCGAGUUUGCCCAGUUUCCCUUCCUGCUGCGUGGCCUCCAGAGUACUGCAGACUUCGUGGAAGCCAUUGAGGGGGCCCGAGCAGCGUGUGCUGAGGCUGGCAGAGCUGGAGUGCGUGCCUACCCCAGUGGCUCCCCCUUCCUUUUCUGGGAGCAGUAUCUGGGCCUGCGGCGCUGCUUCCUGCUGGCUGUGGGCAUCCUGCUGGUCUGCACUUUCCUCGUCUGUGCCCUGCUGCUGCUCAACCCUUGGAUGGCUGGCCUCAUAGUGCUGGUCCUGGCGAUGAUGACCAUGGAGCUCUUUGGCAUCAUGGGUUUCCUGGGCAUCAAGCUGAGCGCUAUCCCCGUGGUGAUCCUCGUGGCCUCUGUGGGCAUUGGUGUGGAGUUCACGGUCCACGUGGCUCUGGGAUUUCUGACCACCCAAGGGAGCCGGAGCCUACGAGCUGCCCAUGCCCUGGAACACACAUUUGCCCCGGUGACUGACGGGGCUGUCUCCACUCUGCUGGGUCUGCUCAUGCUUGCUGGUUCCAGCUUCGACUUCAUCGUAAGGUACUUCUUCAUGGUGCUGACCGUGCUCACAGUCCUGGGCCUCCUCCACGGCCUCGUGCUGCUACCUGUGUUGCUGUCCAUCCUGGGUCCCCCACCAGAGGUGGUGCAGGUGUACAAAGAAAACACAGAAGUGCUGAACCCCCCAGCUCCACAGGGAGGAGGGCUCAGGUGGGGGGUUCCCCCCAGCCUGCAUCCGAGUUUUGCGAGAGUGACUACCUCCAUGACCGUGGCCCUCCACCCACCCCCACUACCUGGUGCCUAUAUCCACCCAGCCUCGGAUGAACCCGCUUGGCCACCUUCCACCACCCCAGCUGCCAGCAGCUCCAGCACCCCCAUCUCUAGGGGACCAUGUCCAGCUACUGGGUGAAAGACCGGCUGAAGCACAGAGACAGUGAGUGGGUGGGAUACUGAAUGCGGGAUGGACUUCUGGAGCAUCCUGCUGCUGCUGCUGUCUGUCUGCAUCCCUUCCCUUACUUCUCUGAAGUGCAUAUAAAACUUUGGGGCUGGUGCCUGGAGAUACCUUAGUGGGUGGCCCCGCUGUGUGUGAGGCCCUGGAUUCCAAUCCCCAGCACCAGAUGGCAGAACUAUGGUCAGCACUAGAGGAAUGGGGGAGUGCUGUGGUGUCUCUCCUUCCUCCCUCACUUUACCAAAAGAACUGGGUUGUGGAGGCCCCUUGGGUUCAUUCUUUGGUGCCAUAUCACCAUAUCAAAAAAAAAGGAAAAAAAAAGCAUCACUCUCUAGGCUGGGAUGGGGUAAAAGCCAACACCUGAGGCUGCAGGGCAGCCCUGUCCCCACCGCCACCACACACCCCCACUGCCCAUAGCAAACCAAGCCCAAAGGGAUGCUCUGGCAUUCUUUGCCAGUCUGCCCACCCCACUCCACCCCCACUGCGUGGCAACUGCUGGAUUGCUCUCUGUAUCCUGCCAUUCUCCUCCCACUUAAAUUAUUUAUAUAAAGAUGUUUAUUUUUGUAGUUUGUACAGAUGUUAGCUGUGCUGAAAGGUUUUUUAUUUUUAAAUAGUGAAAUAUAUUCUAUAUGAUCUCA
This is a messenger RNA of Erinaceus europaeus (western European hedgehog), 4759 nucleotides long. RefSeq names its product patched 2 (gene PTCH2). Gene Ontology annotation, cellular component: plasma membrane. Gene Ontology annotation, molecular function: hedgehog family protein binding; smoothened binding; hedgehog receptor activity. The coding region runs from base 459 to 4082 and encodes 1207 amino acids. Gene Ontology annotation, biological process: smoothened signaling pathway. The record is from RefSeq and is a predicted model, not a curated record. NCBI's taxonomy places the organism in Eukaryota, Metazoa, Chordata, Mammalia, Eulipotyphla, Erinaceidae. The transcript is spliced from 22 exons.